AUACUUUUUAGAAAAAUUAAAUUCGCUUCCUUCUCUUUUACUUCUAGACGAGACGAAGAUCUAACAUUUCCCCUCCCUCUAUUUAUUUCCUUUAUUUGCUCUCUCUUCUGUCAUCGCUCACUCACUCACUCUCUCCCUCUUUCUCUCUUCUUCCCGUUUGGUCUCUGAGAAAAGGAGUGAGGGUGUGUGAGCCAACAAAAAUCCCCCAAACAUGAAGAACCGUUCAGCCGUCGUUGUCCUCUCCCUGAUCUGCAUCGUAAUCGCCGGCGUCGGAGGCCAGUCCCCGGCAGCUUCCCCAACCGCCACCCCGGCCCCGCCGACUCCCACCACCCCCACCGCCUCUCCUCCGCUCGCCGCCACCCCUCCCCCGACAUCCUCCCCGCCUCCGGCCUCCGCCCCUCCUCCGGUCUCCACCGCACCACCGCCGGCCACACCCCCACCAGUCAGCUCCCCGCCGCCGGCCACUCCACCACCCGCAUCUCCUCCGCCGGCUUCCCCUCCCCCAGCCACCCCGCCACCCGUAGCGUCUCCCCCUCCGGCCUCCCCGCCGCCGGCUACUCCUCCUCCGGCCGUUCCGCCGCCGGCUCCCCUCGCUUCUCCGCCCGCCACGGUCCCAGCUCCCGCUCCGGCCACGAAGGUGAAGUCUCCGGCUUCCGCUCCCUCUCCUUUGUCCUCAAGCCCGCCGGCUCCUCCCACCGGAGCUCCCGCCCCUAGCCUCGGCGCCACCUCUCCCGGUCCCGCCGGCCCCGGCACUGAUGUGAGCGGAGCGGAGAAGGCGAUGGCUGGAGUGACGGCUACCAUGGCGGCGUCUUUCUUCUGGUUGUUACUUUAGAGAGAGAGAGAGGGAAGUGAGAGAGGGUUCUUCCUCCAGAGAGUUAUUUCCCCCAUUCUUUUUUGUCGUCUCGCUUUGUAUUGCGAUUGUUUGAUUUUUGUUGCUCUUAUUUGCUGGCGGGGGAUAUGGUGAUUGUCGAUUGCUUGUUACUUUAAUACUGUUGGCCUACACUUUAUGAUGAUGAUGAUGAUUAUUGUUACUACCUUCCUGCAUUUCGAUUAAUCUAUGGUUCUAGUACUGGUGCUGGAGGGCGGCGGAGGCUGCCAUUUU
Messenger RNA from Linum tenue, 1102 nucleotides. The record is from the annotation of a GenBank genome assembly. Lineage: Eukaryota; Viridiplantae; Streptophyta; Magnoliopsida; Malpighiales; Linaceae.